CGUUAUAACACACAAGUUACGUGGCGGCUCUGCAGACCGGUUACCGAAAGAUUUUGCUCAACAUUUGAUACUGUAUUUGUGCUGCAAGAUGUCAGAGAAAAUUCAGGAUGAAGAGUUGCCGCUACCUAGUUAUCUCCGUGUUUAUAAAAACACUUUCUUGUCUACGUACAUGGUAACUUACAUGCCCGAGUACGAGAAGCUGAAAUGCCGUGACGACGAUGUCUAUGUCAUGUCCUAUCCGAAAUGUGGUACAACAUGGAUGCAGGCAAUCGUCUGGCUCGUCAUGAAUGACGCGGACGUCGCAUUCCAAGGUGGCAGCAAGGCACUCGAUGAAUUAUUCCCAAUGCUGGAGUGGCCAUUCAAUAGUAAAGAUAUGGCAGAGUUCGGAAAGCUGAAGAAACUUCCAGAAUGUCCCGACUGGGAGGCGAGACCAUCGCCAAGGCUCUUCAAAACACAUCUGAAUUUUCAACUUCUUCCAACCGAAAUCGUAGAAAGGACCAAAACUCCAAAAAUUGUAUACGUUAGCAGGAACCCUAAAGAUACGGCAGUUUCCUUUUAUCACUUCAUCAAAGGAUUUGACUCAUCGCUAUUCGGAGUUCACAACGACUUCGCUAACAGCACCUUUCCUGAGUUUUACAAGUACUAUAUGCAGGGAAAAUGUGAUUACGGUGAAUAUUGGGCGCAUCAAGUAGAUUUCUGGGAACGCAGGCACUGGAAAAACAUACUUUUCGUGAAAUACGAAGACAUGAAAAAGGAUCUAAAAGGCGAAGUCAGACGUGUCGCAAACUUCCUUGGCAAGAAUUUGAGCGAGGAGAAGAUUGACAAAAUAGUCGAAGCUACGACAUUUAGCAGCAUGAAGAGGAACAACACGGUUAACUACACUGGUAUGAAAGCAGGCAGAACGCAGGAUGCGACACCAUUCAUGCGGAAAG
Messenger RNA from Priapulus caudatus, 932 nucleotides. Its product is annotated as estrogen sulfotransferase-like. The record is from RefSeq and is a predicted model, not a curated record. Gene Ontology annotation, molecular function: sulfotransferase activity. NCBI's taxonomy places the organism in Eukaryota, Metazoa, Priapulida, Priapulimorpha, Priapulimorphida, Priapulidae. Gene Ontology annotation, biological process: sulfation. Gene Ontology annotation, cellular component: cytoplasm.